GGAGAUGAUUCGGGAGGAUAAAGGCUCCAAACAUGGCCGACCUCUAUAUCCCUGUGGACGGGUAGGAAGGCGGUUAGAUCUCCGACAUGUACGUCAAACUGACUGAUCUCAGAUUGUGAUAGUGUUGACACUCUGGGGUGUUUCGGAGUCCCGUGUUUAUACACAAGCUGAGCUGGAUUUAUUGGCCAGUGUGCACUAUGACCAGCUACCCCGACACCUGCAGCUGAUGCUGAAAAGAGGGAAGAAAAUGGGCGAUAGCAGUAACUGGUGCUGUAAAAACGGAGCGGACCAGGUAGUUACAAACACACAGGUGACAAAGAUCGUAGCCCACACCAUCAAAGAGUCGGUCCAGGUUCACACACAGGACGGAUGUGGAUUUCUGAACACCAAGACAUGCGAGACUACCAAUAUACAAUAUGUUGAGAAGUUGAUCACCUACAUCGAUACCCAGCUCGUCCCUAACAAGGGCGCCUGUCCAGACCAGCAGAUCACAUGUUGUAACGGCUACGUGCUUGCCGCUGAUAAUUGUUUGGCUGCUGACGGCCAAUACCUUAGCACACUAACGGAUGCACUGAUCAAGUUACAAGGUGCUGGACUUCUUGGAUGAUAAAAAAUUGUGAGCUAAAUUAAAAUAAAAUAAAAACUGAAGAAAA
Pecten maximus is the source of this 653-nucleotide messenger RNA. RefSeq lists its product as uncharacterized. The coding region runs from base 227 to 607 and encodes 126 amino acids. NCBI's taxonomy places the organism in Eukaryota, Metazoa, Mollusca, Bivalvia, Pectinida, Pectinidae. The transcript has 5 exons. The record is from RefSeq and is a predicted model, not a curated record.